UACAGUUGGGAAAAGGUCAUUUAGAUCGAUAUAAAUACAUGUAGUCAUGAAACAUUUGUAUUUAAAUUAAUUUCUAAUAACAUUGAAACUGGCGGUUGGGUACGAUACUCGCAAGUUAUAAUCAUGUUUCGUACGAAGUGUAAGGAACACGAUCACUCUUCUUUCUACCAGUUCUUGCAAAUGGAGCACAGUCAUAAGAAUACUGACUGUUAUUUUUUCUACUAUUCUACAUGCAAAAAGGGUGAUAAUUGUCCAUUCAGACAUGAACCGUCUGCUUUGGGUUGUGAAACAAUGUGCAUAUAUUGGCAGCAGGGUAAAUGUCUAGAGGAGCAUUGUAAUUUUAGACAUAUGGAAUUAAAAAAAAAUCGCAAGACAAUUCCAUGUUAUUGGGAAACACAGCCUGGAGGUUGUAGGAAACCUCAUUGUUCAUUUAUGCAUAAGAAUGCUCGUACAAUUUCUAGUGACCCUAUUAAUCCGGUCAAAAAUACUGAUUUAACAUCAAAGACGCUAAACCAAGAAUGGUUAAAUCGUCAAGAUGACACAAAGUAUGAUGGUAGUAGCACCGAAUCGGAUCAAGGUAGAGGAAGCAGCGAAGCAGGCAGUUUUAUUGGCAGUCCAGCUGUUGAUCCUCUUAUCGUCAAAUUUGAAGAAGAGUCAGACAAUGAAAGUGUACCGUCCCCGGUUAAGCCGCAGCCGAGGGUUCCUUACUGUAAAACCUACGAAGAGAUACGAUUGGAGGAGAUCCAAGCUGAGAGCGCAGCCUAUUAUUCCUACCAGAUGGAAGACUCUCAGAGCGACGUGGCUGGUGACAAGAGCAAGGCACGUAAGACCCGAAGGACAUGCCUGCAACCUAAUAACGAGGUGAACGAUGAGAACACGAAAAAGGGUUUGGACUUUGAGGUAUUGACUUUGGAAGAGAUCCGUCGUCGAAAGAGGCGUAAAGCUAUGGAGGAAAACGAAACGAAAGAGUCUGACGAGAAGGAAGAAUCGAGCAGCGACUUCCUGAAGGAUGCUAUCAACACGUUGGCUGAAAUGAGGGACAUUACUUCCGUGAGGGGAGUGAAGAGACCGUUGGAGGAGUCUGAGGAAGACACGGACAGAUGUAAAGUCAGGUGCGAUGCUAAUCGUGCUAACUUUGGUAACGUUCCACCGGUUAAACUUCGAAGAUCACCGAAGAGGUUCACUUCGGUAGCGAAGAAUGAUUCGGAGGAGACUAACGAAGGGAGAAAGAGUCCUGUAGAUAGAUUAGGUAAUUCGGAGUCUAGUGUCGCUAGGAGGAAAGAGGUGGAGAUCAGACUUUGUGACAGUAGUACGGAUGAAACGUUAAUGAAAAGCGAGGAGAGAGAUUCAGGUGACAUUGAGGAAGCAAAGGAAAGUAUGAUUUCUUGCGACAGUUUGUUGAACGUGAACGAGGACGAGUAUCUAACGUUAGAUAUGGCGUCUGAUGAUAUCCUAAAGGACAUCGACGCUUUGCUGAAGGAGAAAAGCUCGGUUUGAAGAGAACAGACAGAGAUUCAAAGGGACAUGUUACUUAUGAAAUGAUAUUUUAUUCUCCUUUUUCGUUUCAUCGUUUAGCUUGCUUUUUCACGGUGUUUUUAGACGAAGAAUUCACUGCUGUGUUCAUUCAUAGCUGAUUGAUAGAUAAAUUGUGUAUAGUUUUUCUUCUUUUUUUUUUAAAAUGACAAAUUGCGAAAGAUGAGAACUAAGGGUGUUAAUAAAUAAUGGUCUCGAUAUUGGUCAUAAUUUUUGAUAUUUCAGUGUUUUAAAUGAAUUGUAUCUUUGUCAUUGCGUUUGAUGCAAAUUCAGUGCAUUUCUUUUAAUUUAUAUGCUUCAUUUGCAUAGUAAUUAUAUUUCUGUAUGUACAUAGAUUAUCGAACGACUCGAACGAAUUAGUGACAGAAAAUUUCAACUUCAUAUAAUGAUUCUUUCGAUUACAUAAAGGCACUUUAUUGAAAAGAUCAUUUGUUUUCUUGGAGCAAUUUGCUUGGUUCUAAAUUUUCUUUAAAAAUAGUGUACCUUUAGUAAAGUAUAAAUUGUAAUCGAAAGAAAUAUUGACGCGUUUGAAAUUUGAAGAUAGAAAAUGAUAUCGAGAAGAAGAAAUAUUUUCACGUACUCAAAAAACAAGGGAAAUGUGUUCUUUAAUGAUUAUUUCAUUCCGUACGUUGAUAACUAACUAAUAAGUAUAAAAAAAUAUUAUUGCAAUCUAAUGGAGAAGAAAAUGGUAACCCUUCACGGUCCAAUUUUUCCUUACUUUCGAAUGGAUUAUUCAAAUUGAUGGUGAACAAAUUGCCUAUACCAUAAUAUGUAUUAUAGCAAUGUAACUUUUAAUUCAUAAUGGUGUUGGGCUUUUAAAAUGAAACGUAACAACAGAACAUAUCAAAGUAUAUGUUAGAGAAAAUGGUAAGGAACCUGAAGGGACUCUUCAGUUUUAGUAAUAAUGUCUUUGAAAUAAUAUUAAUAUUCAUUGAAAUAUUUAUUUGUCAAAUAUUAGAUUUGAUUCUCUAUUUGAUAAUGAAUCCUUAGAACAAAUUAGCACUUUUGCUAUUAUAAUUAAAAUUUAUAAAUUUAUCUCAAAUACCAGUUUCUAAAUACACAGUUUGACUUCUAUAUUUGACUUCUAACAACACAAGCAAUCAUGUGUAGAAUAAAUUAAGAAGAUUAUUAGUUUCCUUGAUACUGGACCGUCAAGGGAAAUUUAUGUCACAAAAUACAAUUUUUCCAUUGUUAUUUAUCGAUCAAUUUCCACGUUCAAAUCUUUGUAAAUUAAACAAAUUACUUACCGUAACAUUAUCUAUAUUAGAACACUAGUUUAUAAUUUAAUUUUACGUGUUUUUUGUAUGAAGGGAAAACUAGCAAAUUUUAACAAAGAACCUAUGCAGCGUAGUUAAAUUUUUGUUUAUAUAAAUCAAGUAAUUGACGUUCGAAAUUUUAGUGAAAUUGUAUUCUUGAAUUUGAAAAGCAGUUGGAAAAAAAGUCAUUAGUAAAAGGAAUUGGUGUAAACUACAUAAAACUCUAUUUUGUAAAUGACUCGAACUUUUCAAAUUUCAGUAUUACAUUAGUUUUAUUUAAUUAAAUUUCUAUCGCGAAUAUUGAUAUUUUCCGAGAGGUGUUAAUUGUGCUGUCAUUUCCGGUAAUUAUUCUUUCAGAACGAAGAUGUUGGAUAAAUUGAAGUACCUUCUAAUUGUAUAAUAAAACAAAAAGUAUUCAAUUGGAACAAAUACACAAUUGUUACAU
Messenger RNA from Osmia bicornis bicornis, 3234 nucleotides. Its product is annotated as zinc finger CCCH domain-containing protein 11A-like. Gene Ontology annotation, molecular function: metal ion binding. NCBI's taxonomy places the organism in Eukaryota, Metazoa, Arthropoda, Insecta, Hymenoptera, Megachilidae. The transcript has 6 exons. The record is from RefSeq and is a predicted model, not a curated record. Bases 124 to 1497 code for a protein of 457 amino acids.